This is a messenger RNA of Urocitellus parryii (Arctic ground squirrel), 1392 nucleotides long. It is a transcript of the gene Morn1, whose product is annotated as MORN repeat containing 1. Lineage: Eukaryota; Metazoa; Chordata; Mammalia; Rodentia; Sciuridae. The record is from RefSeq and is a predicted model, not a curated record.
AUGGCGGCGUCCAACGAGAGCAGCCCGGCUUCGCUCCCUCAGCGACGGGAUCCUCCCGGGCGGCCUCCACGGAACGGUUAUGGUGUCUACGUAUUCCCAAAUUCUUUCUUUCGAUAUGAAGGAGAAUGGAAAGAGGGGAAGAUACACGGUCACGGGAAGCUGCUGUUUAACGAUGGGAGUUACUAUGAGGGCGAGUUUGCGGAUGGUGAGAUCACAGGGCUCGGGUGCCGGUACUGGGCCUGGUCAGGAAACACCUAUUCUGGACACUUUGUUCUGGGAGAGCCUCAAGGACGUGGCGUCAUGAAGUAUAAAGCCGGAGGCCACUAUGAAGGGGAGCUCUCUCGCGGCCUGAGGGCAGGACGGGGGUUUCUGGUGGACCGGGAAGGACAGGAGUACGAGGGGUCGUUCCAUGACAACAGAAGGCAUGGCCGGGGCCAGAUGCUCUUUAAGAACGGUGAUCAGUAUGAAGGGGACUGGGUCCAGGACCGGCGUCAGGGACACGGGGUGCUGCACUGCGCUGACGGAUCCACCUAUGAGGGACAGUGGCACAGUGAUGUCUUCAGUGGGCUGGGCAGCCUGGCCCACUACUCGGGAGUCACUUACUGUGGCCUGUGGAUCAACGGCCACCCAGUGGAACAAGCCACGAGGAUCGUCAUUCUGGGUCCAGAGGUGCUGGAAGUGGCCCAAGGAGCCCCCUUCACACUGCGGGUGCAGCUGCAGCAGGCCCACGGGGACCUUGCCAAGAGUGAGAGUGGCCGGGUCCUGAGGAUCUCCGCCGGCAUCAGAUACGUGCAGCUCCCCACCUACUCCGAGGUCAGCUUUUUCAAAGUGGAUGAAGACCACCAAGAGACGCCCAUGGAGACGCCAUUUGGGUUCCAGUGCAUCUCCUAUCCCUUGUCCACCCCCACCUGGCGGGGUCCGGAGCCCAAGGCUGCCCGGGAAAUUGCCGGAGAUGAGUCACCACUCCCGGAGGGAGACCAAGGGGACACCCCCAGUGGCCUGGCUGCCAGGGGAGGCCAGUGCCACUGUCCUGAGGACCUUCGGCAGCGGGUGGAGCAAGGCUGUGCUGAGUUUCGGGACCUGCUCCUGGGGCCCCCUCCCGCUGGACGCCAGCCCUUCCUGUUCCUGCACAGCCCUCAUGAGAAGGCUGGCAGUAAGCCCAGAGAGAUGCCCACCGCCCAGGAGGCUGCAGGAGGCAGCAGGCCUGAUGGGACCACCACGGCAGAGCUGGUGGCAGACGCAUACCCAGGGGAGUAUGUGAUCCUGAUCAAUGACGUGACCACCCCGCCCUUCCUGGGCCGCACACUGCCCACUGCCUUCAAACACCUGCGGGUCUUGGCCAAGGGGACCGGCCAGAAGCCCCAAGACCCUGAAGCCAGAGGCAGCUCGUGA